Paraglomus occultum is the source of this 263-nucleotide messenger RNA. NCBI's taxonomy places the organism in Eukaryota, Fungi, Glomeromycota, Glomeromycetes, Paraglomerales, Paraglomeraceae. The record is from the annotation of a GenBank genome assembly.
ACAUGACGGAAGCGCAAGGAUUAAGUUUGUGGAUUCGUCUUGGAACGACCCAUCCCCUGAGGACGUCAACGUUCCACCUGAAUUUAUGUCCCGCCUCGCGCAUCAUCUUAAACAGCAGUUUGAUAUACUCAUGGAUGUCAGGCAAAGCCAGAUCAAGUUUAUCCUCAAUGGUCAGCUUCAAAGGAUGGCUACUCGUCUCGAUAGGAUUGAUACAACUGAUGAAAAGCCACUCGUUAUCCGAUUUCCACUCUCUGAUAACAGAA